AUGCGAAGUUUCGGCCUCGGUUGGCUGGCACUGGGUGCUGCGGAUCGAGUUCCAUAUGCCUCGUCGUCCAAUGUCGUGGACCAACCAAGGACGCGGGGGGUGCCCAUGUUGGAGGGCGCCGCGUUGUUGGGCACGCACCGUCUCGAUGCGAACGCAUAUGCCUGGGCCUCGCAAUUCACUUGA
Molecule: messenger RNA, 183 nt
Organism: Colletotrichum graminicola M1.001
Lineage: Eukaryota; Fungi; Ascomycota; Sordariomycetes; Glomerellales; Glomerellaceae
Exons: 1
Coding region: 1-183 (60 amino acids)
Source: RefSeq, a predicted model, not a curated record